GGAAGAUAAGUUGAUGCAGUUAAAUAAAGGUCCUUUGAAGGUUGUCUACGAUGCAUUUUAUGAAGGAUUGGCAAGAUGAGGAAAAAGAAGUAUUUUUGGAUAUUGCUUGCUUUUUCACCAACGAGGACCAAACGUAUCCAGAGAAAUCAAGGUCUGGAAGCACUAAGCUUGACUUCCAGUGGUGGCUGGAGGAGUAUCUAUACGGCUGAAGAAUUAGCUGCUGCAUCAAAAUUAAGAUUCCUUAGAAUGAAAGGCCUGGAUGGCAUCGUUGAGAAUCUUCUUCCGAAGCCAGGAAUGCCUUUUGGGGAAACAUUGGGGAUGGCUUUCCAUGCAAAUAACUUUCACUUCAGUAAUUUGGUCAUGUUCGACCUUUCAGAUAGCAAUAUUGGAGAUGGCUGGGAUGGGUGGAGCCAAAUGAAGACGGCAAAAAAGUUGAAAGUUUUGGACCUGAGAAACUGCAAAUGCUUAACAAGGACACCUGACUUGUCUAACUUCCUGGAUUUGGAGAUACUGAUAUUUGCUGGCUGCUCCAAGUUAAUUACGGUUGAUUGCUCAAUUAGUAAGCUACAGCUGUUAAAAACUCUCAAUAUGGAUGGAUGUGACUCUAUUGAGGAGUUGCCUGAAGAGGUUGGUUCUUUAGAAUCUUUAACAGAGUUCAUCUUCUCCGGAUCUUCCAAAUUGGUCACACUCAAAGAGAGUUUUGGGAAUUUGAAAUCUUUGUCAACCUUCAAUGUAAAUUAUUGCAAGGGAAUGAACAAACUCUCGAACUCUAUUGGAGGAUUAGCAAAAAUCACAUGUUUCUCUAUAAAAGGAUGUGAGGGGAUAAAGAAGCUCCCACACUCUCUCUGGGGUUUAGAAUCACUGGUCAAGUUGGAUUUGUCAUUCUCAGGGAUAGACAUUCUCCCUGAAUCCAUUGGAAAUCUGAAGAAACUCAAAGCCAUCAACAUGGGACAUACAAAGUUAAAAAGGUUACCGAACGCAAUUGGACAGCUAGAGAUGCUUGAAGAGUUACAUUGCCCAGAGUGUCCCGAUCUAUUAGGCGAAGUCCCAAAUGCUAUUGGGAAUCUUUUCCAUUUGCAGAUCUUGGACUUGUCAUGUACUCGUAUUUCUAGUUUGCCAGACACAAUCACUCAUCUCUCUCACCUAGAAGAGUUACAUGUCCGAAAUUGUAGAAAUCUUAUGAGUGAAAUCCCAUAUGCAAUUGGUGAACUAUCCCGCUUGAGGAUCUUGGACUUCUCUGGUACUCGUAUUUUUGGUUUGCCAACCACGAUCACUCAUCUCUCUCACCUAGUAGAGUUACGUGUCCGGGAUUGUAGGUGUUUUAUGGGUGAAAUCCCAGAUACAAUUGGUAGACUAUCUCGCUUGAAAAUCUUGGACUUCUCUGGUACUUGUAUUUUUGGUUUUCCUACCACGAUCACUCAUCUAUCUCACCUAGAAGAGUUACGUGUCCGGUAUUGUGGGUAUCUUACUAGUGAAAUCCUAAAUGCAAUUGGGGGACUAUCCUACUUGAGGAUUUUGGACUUCUCUGGUACUUGUAUUUCUGAUUUGUCUGCCAUGAUCACUCAUCUCUCUCGCCUAGAAGAGUUACGUGUCCGGUAUUGUGGGGAUCGUAUAGUUAAAAUCCCAUAUGCAAUUGGGGGACUAUCCCGCUUGAGGAUCUUGGACUUCUCUGGUACUCGUAUUUCUGGUUUUCCUUCUAUGAUCACUCAUCUUUCUCACCUAGAAGAGUUACGUGUCCAUGUUUGUGGGGAUCUUACGGGUAAAAUCCUAGAUGCAAUUGGGGGACUAUCCCGCUUGAGGAUCUUGGACUUCUCUGAUACUCGUAUUUCUGGUUUGCCUGCCAUGAUCACUCAUCUCUCUCGCCUAGAAGAGUUACGUGUCCAUGAUUGUUGGGAUCUUAUGGGUAAAAUCCCAGAUGCAAUUGGGGGACUAUCCCACUUGAGGAUCUUGGACUUCUCUGGUACUCGUAUUUCUGGUUUUCCUUCCACGAUCACUCUUCUUUCUCGCCUAGAAGAGUUACAUGUCCAAGGUUGUCGGCAUCUUAGGGGUGAAAUCCCAGAUGCAAUUGGGGGACUAUCCCGCUUGAGGAUCUUGGACUUCUCUGGUACUCGUAUUUCUGGUUUUCCUUCCACGAUCACUCAUCUUUCUCACCUAGAAGAGUUACAUGUCCAGUAUUGUGGGGAUCUUAGGGGUACAAUCCCAGAUGCAAUUGGGGGACUAUCCUGCUUGAGGAUCUUGGACUUCUCUAGUACUCGUAUUUCUGGUUUUCCUUCCACGAUCACUCAUCUUUCUCGCCUAGAAGAGUUACGUGUCCGGGAUUGUGAGGAUCUUACGGGUAAAAUCCCAGAUGCAAUUGGUAGACUAUCUCGCUUGAGGAUCUUGGACUUCUCUGGUACUCGUAUUUCUGGUUUGCCUGCCACGAUCACUCAUCUCUCUCGCCUAGAAGAGUUACGUGUCUUGUAUUGUGGGGAUCUUACGGGUAAAAUCCUAGAUGCAAUUGGGGGACUAUCCCACUUGAGGAUCUUGGACUUCUCUGGUACUCGUAUUUCUGGUUUUCCUUCCACAAUCACUCAUCUUUCUAACCUAGAAGAGUUACGUAUCUGGGAUUGUGAGGAUCUUACGGGUAAAAUCCCAGAUGCAAUUGGUAGACUAUCUCGCUUGAGGAUCUUGGACUUCUUUGGUACUCGUAUUUCUGGUUUGCCUGCCACGAUCACUCAUCUCUCUCACCUAGAAGAGUUACAUGUCCGGGAUUGUGAGGAUCUUACGGGUAAUAUCCCAGAUGGAAUUGGCAGACUAUCCCACUUGAGGAUCGUGGAUUUCUCUGGUAUUCGUAUUUCUGGUUUGCCUACCACGAUCACUCAUCUUUGUUACAGGUUUUACAUCUUAUCACCUAGUUAG
Messenger RNA from Eucalyptus grandis, 2898 nucleotides. Its product is annotated as receptor-like protein kinase 2. Bases 76 to 2898 code for a protein of 940 amino acids. Lineage: Eukaryota; Viridiplantae; Streptophyta; Magnoliopsida; Myrtales; Myrtaceae. The transcript has 3 exons. The record is from RefSeq and is a predicted model, not a curated record. Gene Ontology annotation, molecular function: protein binding.